AUGGAUGGAGUUGUUAUCGAGUGGAAGAAACUUUGUGAGGCUAAAAAUUACAAGGGAGCGUACGAUGUUGUGUCAAAUGCUUUGAAUCAAAACAUGAAAUACUCAGAUCUUUACUGGCGCAAGGCUCAAACAUGCAGAGACCUAGCAAAUUCUUUUGGGAAAGCAGAUAAAAAUGUAUAUAAAUGGUAUGUCCAAGAUGGUCUUGCAGCUUGUGAAGAAGGACUCCGUCUGAACCCAGAAUGUCCAAAGUGCAACUCGUGGUAUGCUGUAUUUCUGAAUUACUCAUCACAACUUGAAGGAUUAAACAAACGGAUAGAGAACUCGUUUAAAAUGAAGGAGCACUGGUUGAAAGCCAACAAAGCAGAUCCUGAUGAUUAUGGGACAUUACACGCUCUCGGCAGAUGGUGCUAUGAAGUAACGGACCUUCCGUGGGUGAAGCGGAAGCUAGCUUCUACUUUCUUCGGCACACCUCCUACUUCUACAUAUGAGGAGGCACUCAAUUACCUUCUGGAGUCGGAAAAAAAGGCGCCAGGAGCUCUUGCUAACAAUGCUCUCUAUAUAGCAAAAACUUACCACAGAUUGAAAAGGAAUGAUCUUGCAAAGGAAUAUUGCCGUAAAGUUUUGCAGUUUACGGAGGAUGAUUUAGAAACUGAAGAAGCAAAAGCAGAAGCAUCUGAACUGUUGAAGAAACUUUGA
Heterobilharzia americana is the source of this 696-nucleotide messenger RNA. NCBI's taxonomy places the organism in Eukaryota, Metazoa, Platyhelminthes, Trematoda, Strigeidida, Schistosomatidae. The record is from the annotation of a GenBank genome assembly.